AUGGGCAACCAAUCCUCCCGGCCGACCUCGCCGGCCCCUGAUCUCAAAACACAAAUAAAAACAAAAACCAUAACCCUCCUCCCAACACCAACUCACACCUCAUACACCUCAACACCCUACAACCCAUACACACCCCCACCAUCCACCCACCCAACAAAACACUCCUCUCCCGCUCCCGCACCUUACUCCCGCCUUCCUUCAUUGUCACACUCGCACUCACAAUCACACUCACCCUCCCCAUCAUCCUCUCCUGAACCCGAACUAGUCUUUUCCCAAGACCUUCUCCUUACGCCCGCAUCUAUCCCCCCGCCUGCGCCCACACCUCCACCGCGAUCACCUUCUCUAUCGGAAUCACCGUCCCGUUUCGACACACCCGACUCGUCCUUCUCGCACGGCCAGUCCUAUCCUGAUGCGGACUAUCCCGUUGCGGAUGCGGACGUUGGCGCCAACACUGAGGCUGGCGCUACCACGAUAUGUGCGCACUGCUACCGGGCCAUCUCGCCAGAUGCGAGGAGCUCACGACCUCAACCACGACCACGGACAUCACACGGUUCUCCUCAACGAACCGCAGCAGCAACAGGGAAGCUACUACCCUGCAAACACCUCCUCUGCGCCCGCUGUAUCCGCAGCGCAUUACUCUCCGCCCUAAACAGUGAUCCAUUCCUACCCGGGGGCUGUCCAGUCAGGGGGUGCGGGAAAUUCACUUCUCAGUCAACCACCGUCAUCGCCGAGCCAGAGCCAUGCCCAGGCUCGGAUCGGGACAUCGUCAUGGAGACAACAGAACUUCAGCCACAACGCGACACAGACAUCAUCAUGACCACCACAGAACACGACCCAGAACCAGAACACGACAGAAACAUGGCCUCAGAAACAAAGACCGAUAUCCCCCUCGCAACCCUCGGCCUGCUCGCAACACCCGCUGAGUUCCUCGCCUACCGCGCCAAGCUACGCGAGCGUCGCACGCCUGUGGGACAGAGAGCAAACCGUUAA
Messenger RNA from Dichotomopilus funicola, 990 nucleotides. RefSeq lists its product as uncharacterized. The record is from RefSeq and is a predicted model, not a curated record. NCBI's taxonomy places the organism in Eukaryota, Fungi, Ascomycota, Sordariomycetes, Sordariales, Chaetomiaceae. The transcript is spliced from 2 exons. The coding region runs from base 1 to 990 and encodes 329 amino acids.